Messenger RNA from Argentina anserina (silverweed cinquefoil), 771 nucleotides. RefSeq names its product SKP1-like protein 1A. The coding region runs from base 54 to 524 and encodes 156 amino acids. The transcript has 2 exons. Gene Ontology annotation, biological process: SCF-dependent proteasomal ubiquitin-dependent protein catabolic process. Gene Ontology annotation, cellular component: nucleus; cytoplasm. The record is from RefSeq and is a predicted model, not a curated record. NCBI's taxonomy places the organism in Eukaryota, Viridiplantae, Streptophyta, Magnoliopsida, Rosales, Rosaceae. Gene Ontology annotation, molecular function: cullin family protein binding.
CCUCCCCCAAAAAAGUUACCAAUCACUCAAACCCCCUCUCGUUUCGCUGAGCCAUGUCUUCGUCGGCGAAGAAGAUCACCCUGAAGAGCUCGGACGGCGAGUCGUUCGAGGUGGAGGAGGCGGUGGCGCUGGAGUCGCAGACGAUCAAGCACAUGAUCGAGGACGAUUGCGCCGAUAACGGAAUCCCUCUCCCCAACGUCACCAGCAAGAUCUUGGCCAAGGUCAUCGAGUACUGUAAGAAACACGUCGACGCUGUCAAGCCCGAGGAGAAGCUCUCCGAGGAUGAGCUCAAGACCUGGGACCAGGAGUUCGUCAAGGUUGACCAGGCCACCCUCUUCGAUCUAAUCUUGGCUGCGAACUACUUGAAUAUAAAGAAUCUGCUGGACUUGACAUGCCAGACUGUUGCGGAUAUGAUCAAGGGCAAGACCCCGGAGGAGAUCAGGAAGACCUUCAACAUCAAGAAUGACUUCACUCCAGAGGAAGAGGAGGAGGUGCGCCGUGAGAACCAAUGGGCAUUUGAAUAGUGGAGAUAACGGUUUAAUGGCAUAAUAUCUACUACUAUUAUGUACUCUAGCUAAGCAAUUGACUUCUAUCAGUUUUAUAUUUUGAAGUACUUUAUUCAAGUCGCGAGUCUUUUGAAUUGUAGAUAAAUUUUCAGAGUCUGGUGUUGGUAGUGGCUUGUUCCAUUAUCAAUCCUGCUGGUCAAUUUACUGUACUACUGAAUGCUUUUGGUUACCCUAAUUCGUAGUGCCUUUUAAAUUUGCUUGGAAA